This is a messenger RNA of Prorocentrum cordatum, 1695 nucleotides long. Lineage: Eukaryota; Dinophyceae; Prorocentrales; Prorocentraceae. The record is from the annotation of a GenBank genome assembly.
AUGGUUGGGCGGUGUCUCGCUCUGGCGACUCUGGUGGCGCUGGUGGGGCUGGGGGUCCAGGGCAUGCAGUUCCACGCCGCGCAGGGGCACGAGGCUCUAGCAGAGCGGGGGGGCCUCGCCUCCGAAGCCACGCAGCACCUCACCCCGGAGGAGAGAAAAUUUGCCCACGAGCAGGCGUUCGAGAAGGAGUUUACAGUGGAGCUGGACAUGACCACGGCCCGCGAGAAGGACCUGCACAUCGGGGUGGAGCUGGACACCGACACCGACUUUACACCUGUUUCGGUCUCGAAGAUUCGCAAGAGCGGGCUGCUGGAGCUGUGGAACAGAGCGCACCCAGACGAUGCCGUUCUCCUUGGCGACACGAUCACGAAGGUCAACGACAUCCUCUGGCACCACAACUCGAAGACGUUUGUGGAGCGUAUCAAGGGCCAGUUCAAGGCGUCCAAGAAGGGCUUGGAGGGCACCAGUGAUCUGCUCAAACUGUUUAUUCAGCGCCCCAGGCGCAAGAAUGAGGGCCGAACCCAGGCGCAGCGGGACGACCUGUACAGGAAGCAGUACCCGAAGGAUUUCUCCGUCGACAUCCCCUUCGUGCCAAACCAGAGCAUGGGCUGGGUGCUGAAUUCGACGGCCGACGACUGGGUUCCUCCAGUCAUCGAAAGCGUCAGCAGCACAGGCAUGUUGGCACUGUUUAAUCAGGAGCACCCAGAAUUCAGGAUCUACCCUGGCGACGAGAUCGUCAUGUCCAACGGCAUCCAGUGGCACCACAACACCAAGGUCUUCAAGAAUCGCAUUGAGACGAUGAUGCGCAGGACCAUUGCAGAAGCCAAUUCAACGGUUGCCAUGUCUCUGCACGUUCAAAGGCCCAAGGCGGUCGUCGAGGUGCUGGAGAGCAAGACGUUCGAGAAGAUGUUCGACGCGACCCUGCCAUAUUCUGGCGGGUCGACGGAUUUCGGCUGGAAGCUGCAGAUGAACACUUCGGACCCCGUCAACAUCACCUAUAUCCUGUUUGGCUUUCUUAGCCAUUGGAACGAGGCGAACCCUACGCAGAGACUGGCCGUUGGCGAUCGCAUCCUCAAAGCGAAUCGCGCUAACUGGCACCACAACAAGAGCAGCUUCGGGCCCCGCCUUCUGAAUUUCUUGCGUACGAGUCCCAACACCACCCUGCGCGUGCAGCGAAAGGCCGAGGUCAAGUACGCCAAGGGAUGGGCUGUUGAGAUACCGGCCCGCGAGGGCCAGCUCCUGGGCCUGCACAUGAGCGUCAACGACGACGAGUUCCCUGCCACAGUCAGCACGAUCAAGCCUCUGAGUGCCGUCAGCAUCUUCAACGAGGACAACCCCGAUUUCGAGGUGAAGCCCGGGGACCAUAUCUUCAAGGUCAACGACGUCCUGUGGCGCAGCAACUCUCGCGAGUUCGCGCAGCGCUUGGAGCAGCAGUUCACCAAGUCCAAGCGCACGGGCGUCAUGCGCCUUUGGGUCCAGAGGCCGGAGGGCCUUGAGACGGAAGACGAGCCCAUCCAUCAUCGUUACUAUGAAUACUCGGUCGAGCUGAACAUCUCGUCGCCGCAGACCGUGGGCUGGAAACUGAACACGACCGGUGAGGGCCCAGUGUUCAUCAGCGAGCUCUCGGUAGUGAAAGCGAACGGAACAGCAACCAGCAUCAGCAGCUGGAACCAAAAGAACGGCUGCGGAUUUUGA